Messenger RNA from Lycium ferocissimum, 2056 nucleotides. RefSeq names its product O-fucosyltransferase 23. The record is from RefSeq and is a predicted model, not a curated record. Bases 622 to 1920 code for a protein of 432 amino acids. Gene Ontology annotation, biological process: pollen-pistil interaction. NCBI's taxonomy places the organism in Eukaryota, Viridiplantae, Streptophyta, Magnoliopsida, Solanales, Solanaceae. The transcript is spliced from 3 exons.
UUAAUAAUACAAAAUCCAUCAGAUGGGGUUACUCUACGAAUCUUAUAGAUUAAUUAACUAUUUCUCUAAUUAGAUUUGCUAAUCUCUUUUCAAGAAAAAAAUUAAUAACAGAUAAGCUAAUCCAGAAACUUCCUCUUUGCUAUGAGUUGUCAUGAUUGUGAUGCCUUGUUGGCAAUUGGUUUUGCUUUCACUAUACGAAUUUUGAUUCCUCUUUUCUUGAUUCUGUUCCAUGCAAAACUCAUCUUCUCUUUUGCCCUUUUGUCUAAUUCUCUCUCUCACACAAUUUUUUAAUUUAAUUCUUUUCCAUCUUUUGGAUUCAUGCUUAUUGUCUUUGAAUUAGAAUCCCUUUAAUUUUUUCCUCUGGUUGGCUUCACUUUACACUCCGACAACUCAAAGAGAAUUCUGUUUCUUUCUGGACUUUCAGGAAUUGAAGUUGCAUUGGUUGAGAGGGUUGUUUUUUCAGAAUUAAAGGUUCAAUUGAGAUAAGAGGGUAAUCAUUGCUUGGUUCAUUGGGUAUUGUUGAGGGUUGAGGAUUGAAUUAUUAUGGGGUUUUAUUGCUUGGUUCAUUGAGUAUUGUUGGGAUGAUUUAUAUAUGAACUAACUAAUUGGAUUGAAUCUCAAAUGGACUUGUCAAAUUGUAAGCAAUUGAGAUUCUUUGGAGUCCAUUUGAAUUUGUUGGCUGCAAAAUGUGUGGUGUUGGUUGUCAUUGCUUUGUUCCUUGGAACUGUUUUGCUCCCAACAUUCUCUGGACUCAGUGGGGUCAUUCAACAAAACACCUUUGUCUUUAUCCAGAACCGUUCGUUCCCAUCGAAUCAACCCGUAAAACAGAAGUUUCUUGAAGUUCCUCAAAUUGUGUGGGGAUUGAAUAAUCAAAAGAUUGCUUUUGCUAGAGCUUGUUUGACUGCACGAACGCUCAAUCGAACAUUGUUGAUGCCUAAAUUGAGCGCUUCAUUGUUUUAUAAAGAAGUCGAACUUUUGAAGCCUAUUAACUUCGAUAAGGUCUUCCAAUUCGAAAGAUUUAAUUCCCUUUGUAAAGGGUUUGUCCAAUUGAGUCGUUAUUCCGAUGUUUCAAAUCAAACUGAUGUUAUCGAACUUCAGAAAGGCAGCGGAAGAAGAUGGACAUUGCCUAAAGAUAUGGAGCAGUUAAACCAGUUUAGUAAGCAUCCAUAUGAUGCACGUGAAACUGUUCGGAUAGUAGGAAAGAAUCCGUUUUUGUGGCACGACCAUUGGCCUGCUAAAGACUAUGCAAAGGUUUUCGAAUGCUUAGCUUUAGUAGAGGAGAUAUCGAAAGAAGCAGAUAAAGUUGUCUCCAAGAUUAGAGAAAUAGGAAUGGAGGUUAGAAGUAAGAUUCCAAAAUCACAACCAGUUCCGUUUGUUGCUGUGCAUAUGAGAAUAGAAAAGGAUUGGAUGAUUCACUGUAAGAAGUUGGAGCAAAGAUUAAAUAUUAGUGAAAUUUGUAGUAGUAAAGAGGAAAUUAUGACCAGAGUGGGAAACAUCGUGGGACUUAAAACCCCGGUAGUUGUUUAUCUUGCUGUUGCCGAUACGCUUCUUGAAGAUGAUACUGUGUUGAAUGGUUGGAAGGACGGUUUGCAUCCUUUCGAGAAGAAAAAACUCGGUGUUUUUGAAAUUUACAAGAAGCAACUGUAUCUAUUUCAAUCUGCCAUCGACUAUGAAGUCUGCUUAAGAUCUGAUGUCUUUGUAGGGAACAGUUUUUCAACAUUUUCGAGCCUUCUUGUUCUUGACAGAACCCAAAAGAUGAUUAAAGCGGGUGAAACAAAGUUGUGUGGUUCGGAUGUUAGAUGGCCUUCUUAUGCAUAUAAUAUAAGAGGUGUGGGGAAUGGACCUCAUCCGUGGGUAACAAAUAUGUCCGACACUAGCUUGACGGCAAUUAGCUAUGGCUCUAAUCACAUUUCUUGCUGAUGGAUCUCAAGGCUUAAAUUACUUUUUUUUUUUUUUUGUCAGCAUUGGAUUGGCUUCGAUUCUUCUUUGAAGUUUCAUUGUCCUUGUGGAACCGAUGUUGUGGUCUUCGAGUUGUUUUGGUUAAAGAGAUAAAAAA